This is a messenger RNA of Sphaeroforma arctica JP610, 1239 nucleotides long. RefSeq lists its product as hypothetical. Lineage: Eukaryota; Ichthyosporea; Ichthyophonida. The record is from RefSeq and is a predicted model, not a curated record. Bases 592 to 987 code for a protein of 131 amino acids. The transcript has a single exon.
UGCUGCGUGGAGUUUAAAGUCCAAAGUUGGAUGAGUAUACAAUUGCUAAGGUAUAGUUAUGAUUAUUGAUCGAGCGUAGGGAUUUGUGAAUUACCUGCGCUCUUCCCAGAUUCCUAAAAAAUUUGAUCAACAGAUACAUAAGUACCUUCUACCUUGACUACGUCAUUGCUGCGUGAAAUUUAACGUUCAAAGAUGAAUGUUUAUAUCACUGAUGAACAGAUGAUUCUCAGAAUUCUACAGCUUCCACCAAAUGAAUGAGUUAUGUCCGGUAGAAAUACUGGGAGCCAGUACCGGAAUGUGAUAUUUACUGGGCAAAUUGCGACAACUUAGAAUUACGAACUGUGUCUUCUGUUUAAUCCUAGUGGUGGUGAACUCAUGGAUAGUGCUAAAUCUACAAGACCAUUCCGAUCACGAUUACACAUUCGAAUUGUUCCGAAUCUUGAACAAAAUGGGCAAUCAUGGGGCACUAGACACCAACGUAGUGCUUGUGCUCUAGAUCUAUAAAUAGAGGGCAUUCUGUAGGAAAAACUAUCAAAUCAAGAACAGCAAUACAAAUCAGAUCCUGUUGCCAUCAAUCGAACCUAAAUCAUAAUGAAAUUAUCUAUGAUUGUACCUCUUAUGGCCUACAUGGCGGUCACACACGCCAUGGAGACCACAGGCAAUGCUCCCGUACCUCACACCCAUGAACCAUCCAAUAACGAUGAAUAUAACACUCAGUUUCUGAUAGACUACCUGAAUGAGCAAUCCGGAGGCGGCAUUGAUAUUCAUCGACGUGAGGUGGGAAGUAGUCGAGCAAGAAGGGCGCCUAUCGGGUGCUCCAGCAGUGCCAUCGGUGGCAGUUGCUCCAAUUGCAACGGCGGCGGAUGCAGCGCUUUUAGAUGCAGUGCAUUCACUCAAUGGUCGUGUCCCUCAGGUUACACCCACUGCGGAUCCGAGAUAUGCCAGGGAGGAUUGUGUGCUGGCAAGUAUUGGUGUGACAAGAACUAAGUAAUACGCUUUGGAGCAAGAGGGAGGUGUAUAAGUUAGACGAUGAUCUAUUCGGUGUUUGUUCGGCCCGUACACGCAUCACACUUGUUUUGCCUGCUACUGCAUAUGGGUACCACUGGUAUCAAUUUCUUAAGGCUGUUUUUUAUGUUUUCCUACCUUUGCGGGGAAAAGAGGUGAACAUUAAGGUGGAAUACAUAAUAAACAGUUAUCAGAUGUAGUCAAAACUUUAUAUGAAAAGUUACUUUGAAAUUG